Molecule: messenger RNA, 1474 nt
Organism: Cephus cinctus (wheat stem sawfly)
Lineage: Eukaryota; Metazoa; Arthropoda; Insecta; Hymenoptera; Cephidae
Product: zwei Ig domain protein zig-8
Exons: 7
Coding region: 422-1249 (275 amino acids)
Biological process (GO): synapse organization
Cellular component (GO): neuron projection membrane
Source: RefSeq, a predicted model, not a curated record
UGAACAUUCCCUCCCGAUUACUUUGCAACAAACCACAUUGGCAGCGCAGCCAUUAAUCAAUUCCCCGUUCCACGAAAUGCGAUGGGUCUUGUCUCCUAAUUCUGUUUGGUGGUUUCGCGCGAAACUCUGUGGUAAAAGUUACGCGGAUACACUGGAAUCCUUUUGUGCUCUCUCGUUCGGACGCGACGUGAAUGGGUGUCAAUGAAAAUCCGUCAACGAUAGAUCGUUGCCCAGACGAGAAUUCCCUAUCUUUGGAUUGCUGAACACUGACAAAUCGCAAAGUGAACAUUCGUGUAUAAUUGUUAAAGGUGUAAUAGACUCACGUACGAGAAUGGGCGAAUAACAGAGUUAUAGGGAGAGUGAGAGGAGAAGUGCACCGGUCCAGCAUCUUGACGGUGUUCCCGGAAUUCAGGAUGACGCCAUGGAGGUGCCAGUCUUCGAGCAAACGGUGUCGAACGUCUCAGCUUUUCAAGGACAAACGGCUUAUCUGCCCUGCAGAGUUCGCAAUCUCGGUGACAAAAUCGUGGUGUCCUGGAUGAGAAGCAGCGAUCUGCACAUUCUCACCAGCGGCGACUUCCUAUUCAGUUCCGACACCAGAUUCGCAUCCCUGCACGCGCCUGGCAGCGACGCCUGGACCUUGAGACUGAAUAACACCAAAAAGUCGGAUUCCGGAAAGUACGAGUGUCAAGUUAAUAGCGAACCGAAGAUAAUGUAUGCCGUGCGACUCUUUGUGCUUGAUCCUGACAAACUGGAAGGUUACGAUGAGCCAUACUCGCAGCAGACUCGGAUAAGUUACGAGAGCACGGCCCCAAUCGCCGCCAUCAUGGGACCCCGUGAACAAAGAGUACCAGCAGGCUCGACGAUAACUCUGAGAUGCGUCGUAACUUCCCCAUAUCAAACCAGACUCAUUCGUGGAGUUCAAUGGCUCCGGGACAACAAACUACUCACAUUCCAAGCUGCCAGAGGUGGUAUCAACGUGCAGACCGACCGUAGAGCGGCACAAACUGUCUCGGAGUUGACGCUGGCCGCUGUGACGGAAGCCGACGUCGGGAAAUAUUCCUGUAGACCGUUGGAGGGUCGCGCGGACGUCAUUGACCUCGUCGUAGAAGCAGGUGAAAGAACCGAAGCCAUGCAACGGGAUGCUGGAUACGUAUCAUCCGCAUCUGACGUAACGUUCUUCAGAAUGAAAGGCACAUUCGCGUGGACCCUCCUGACAGUCGUCGGCCUGGCUCAGACUUAUUUGUAUUAACACGCUCCCAGUAUUCCGCGGCUAUGCCUCCAUGUACUAUGUUCUGCGCUGCAUAAUUGUAUUUCAUUUUCAUUUAUCUGGAUUAUUUUAAGGGUACAUGGUCAAACUGGCCCCUUAAGGGUUCAACGUUGUCGUAGUAAGUAAACGAUAAGAAAUCGCAAUGGAAGACAAAGGUAGUCUUGUUAUAAUAUAAAUAAAAGCACCCUGCGUUCUUGGAUUCUUCAA